Messenger RNA from Adineta ricciae, 1635 nucleotides. The record is from the annotation of a GenBank genome assembly. Lineage: Eukaryota; Metazoa; Rotifera; Eurotatoria; Adinetida; Adinetidae.
AUGAAUCAACCAGCUAAACGUUGUCGAUUUUCGGUGACUCCAUCAUCAACAUCGACAUUAAAUGAAUUCUUACCAACGAUGCGAACAACAAAUAUGGAUCGAGCAACACUCAAAGUCGAAAUACCGUUUACAGAUCAUGCUCAUUGUAUUGGACGACAAGGAAAUCAAAUUCAAAGUAUCAUGUCAGCAACUGAUACACAUAUCCAUUUUCCGGAUGGCAAUCGGGAACCCAAUGGAACAAAAUCGAAUCAAGUAUCUAUUACAGGAACAAUUUCAUCAAUUGAAGAAGCUCGAAAACGUAUCCGAGAAAUUCUCCCCAUGUCAUUGAAAUUUCUCAUUCCGCCAACACAAUUGAUCAAUAUCAUCAAUGAUGAUUAUCCAUUGUUCAAAAAUGUUCGCUCGCGAUAUGGUGUUAUUGUUCUUCCACGGCCUUAUGCCAAAACGGGUGAUGUUUAUUGUAUCGUUCGCGGAUUAAUCAAUCAACCAGGUCUAGCUGAAGCAACUGAAUAUCUAAUUCAAGCGUUCUACGGUUUCGAAGCUCCAUCAAUCAAAGUGACAUGUCAAACAGAAGUCAGUGAGCAAUAUCAUGUUUAUUUACAAACUCGUCAGCAAUCCAAAGACAUGUGUAUCGCUGCAAUCGAGCAAUACACUCAUACAAACAUACAAUUUCCAUCGAUGGUCAAUUCGAAUCCUACGCAAGAUAACAUGAAUAAUUACGGACGUCGAACAUCGGUUACAAUCACCGGAUCACCAACACAAGUUUGUCAAGCGAGAAAAUUAUUUGAUCUUUGUUUACCAAUUAUUUUGACCUUUGAAAUACCCAUUGAUAAAGAACCAAGUCGUGCUCAAACAGCUCAUAUUAAGGACAAACUCAACGUUACUACAACAGUUCGAACACGUAAAGAUAAAAUUGGCAAAUUAGUUACUGUUCAAUCACAAGAAUAUAAUUGUGAUCAAUUGUUUCGCGCACGUGCUGUUAUUCUUGGUUUACCAGAAUCCAAUCAUAAUCAUAUUCUACCAAUCAAUACAACUGGUUUAUUUAAUUUAAAUCAAUCAUCGACACUGUUAUCCGAUCUCUCCUUACCAUCCGGAUCUUCUUCGUUAGUUUUUACAUCACCUUCGACAAAUCAUAUGACAGAAAGUAUCUUAAUUCCGAUUGAACCUUGUUUUAUUCCACCAACACAACAAAUCGAUACUGUAUUUGUACCAAUAGUCGAGACAAGUACAACGAAAAAACCAUCACCGAUUGGUCAUGAACGUUCGUCAUCACGAAUUCCCGAUCAAGACACAAUUGUUUGGCCAACAAAUAAUGAUCAAAUUUCAUCGCUUUUGGUUUUCGAUUCACCGACUCAACAAACAUUAAAAUCGACUGAUAUUAAUAAUUUAGAAUCAAUUGACAAUACUUUGGCUUUUCCAACACAGGAUAAUCGUUCGACGAAAUUGUUUACAUUACUUCGUUCAAUAAAUUUAGAAAAAUACUGGUCAACAUUUGAACGUAAUGAGAUUGACUAUUGCACAUUUCUUUCUAUGACGGAUCAAGAGUUGACUCAAAUCGGUAUUGAAGCUUUUGGGGCUCGUCGUCGUAUGCAACAGGCCAUUGCAGAUCAUGCCUUGGCCGGUAUCAACCGAUAUUAA